AAGAAGUCAGUGAUAGCCACCAGUCUGAUAGCGGUGGUGUCACUCUUCGUUGGAGUGGUCAACUACUUGGAGAAGCCCUAUUUCCUCAUGGAACCAGUCUUCAGCAGACAACCCCACAAGGCCUUCAAACCUCACCUGGGAUACGUCAGCAUCCCCAAGCAAGAGUCUCCCGACGUGGGGCACGACGUGGGGCGCCACACCACCCUCAGGGUCGUCUCUCACACCUCCGUCCCUCUACUGCUACAGAGGUCUCAGUACUUCUUCGGCCAGGCCAACGACACGGUGUAUGUGGUGUGGGGUCCUCUGAGGAACAUGAGGAAGGAUGGGAAGGGCAUUGUGUACAACAUGCUGAGACAGGCUAUAGAGAACUACCCCCAGGCUAGGAUCUACCUCACCACAGAGGAACGCAUGAAAUACUGUGACAUGGUGUUCAAGAAGGAGACCGGGAAAGACAGGAUUCAGUCUGGAUCGUACCUCAGCACCGGUUGGUUCACCCUCAUCCUGACUAUGGACAUGUGUAAAGAGAUCCACGUCUACGGCAUGAUCAACCACACCUACUGCAGAUCAGAGGGGUACCGUAAGGUCCCGUACCACUACUAUGAAGCCGGUAGUCGUGAUGAGUGUGCAGAGUACCUCCUCCACGAGAGUGCUCCAUACGGCGGUCACCGUUUCAUCACAGAGAAGGCCGUCUUCGCCAAGUGGUCCAAAACACACGCCAUUAAGUUCUACAACCCGCCAUGGCAACCGUCCUGACCCGGAAGGGACCGCCUAGACGACCUGGGGGGGGGGGGGUCUGGAGGAGGACCACUCUUGAUGACAUCACAGAGCCACCGCCACCUCAUCAUCCAGAGACAGAGGCACAGGGCCAGUCUCAGACACGACCCUGACCAUGACACCAGGAUCCCAAAGGCACUCUAUUUACCAUAUAGUGCACUAUAUCAGACUCUAGUCAAAAGUAAUGCGGUACCCUAUGAGAAAAUAGUACAGUAUGCUCUAAAUACUGUUGGAUUCACUGGAGUGUUUUUGCAGACAUGACUGUAGUAUUUACUACAGAGUGUUGUAUAUACUGCAAAAUGAUAUAGUAAGUACUACACGUGAUCGAGGUAUACUACAGAGUGCAGUAUAGUAUUCUACAGUAUUCUACAGUUUACUACAGUUUACUCCAGAAUACUAUAUCAUUCUAUAGUAAGUACUGUAGUAUUCUAUAGUAAAUUGUAGUAUUUUUUUUAUGUGGAUAGGGUGCCAUCGUAGGACACAGACCAGGCAUGUGUCCCCACCCCCAUUUAUUUAUAACUGAAAUGUACAGUCAGAAUGCAAAACUUGCGCUGCAAUCCCGGCCUCCUUAAUCCCUAAUCCGAAUCCCAGUCCAUCCAUUUCCACGGAUAUUGUAAUCCCAGUCCCACUGUAGCCCUGACAUUAGCCUGGGCUGAGAGGUAGUUAUAACCUCCAUGUCCUCGCUGAACCAUGAACUAUGACCUUCUCUUCACUAAGACAGUCUGCUUCUAUUCCCUGUGUAGUGAACUAAAUAGGGAGUAUGGAGCCAUUUGGGACAUACACAAAGACAAUCUGGUCACUGCAGGGCCGGCACAUACAUACAUACAUACAUACAUACAUACAUACAUACAUACAUACAUACAUA
Coregonus clupeaformis (lake whitefish) is the source of this 1639-nucleotide messenger RNA. Its product is annotated as alpha-N-acetylgalactosaminide alpha-2,6-sialyltransferase 3-like. Gene Ontology annotation, molecular function: alpha-N-acetylgalactosaminide alpha-2,6-sialyltransferase activity. The transcript is spliced from 5 exons. Gene Ontology annotation, biological process: ganglioside biosynthetic process; oligosaccharide metabolic process. The annotation marks the transcript as partial. Lineage: Eukaryota; Metazoa; Chordata; Actinopteri; Salmoniformes; Salmonidae. The record is from RefSeq and is a predicted model, not a curated record.